Messenger RNA from Pogonomyrmex barbatus (red harvester ant), 1302 nucleotides. RefSeq lists its product as uncharacterized. The record is from RefSeq and is a predicted model, not a curated record. NCBI's taxonomy places the organism in Eukaryota, Metazoa, Arthropoda, Insecta, Hymenoptera, Formicidae.
UGCUUAAUAUAUUAUCUCGCUUUAAAUGUAAAGAAAAUGCAAAAUAUUACGUCACACAGUGAUUCAAACUUUGGAAAUCACUUCGGAAAAAUAAGACAUUCCUUUCCUUGAAACUAAUUACGCACGUGAAAGACAAUCGUGACAACUUUCGUAUCCACGUGCGCAAGCUAACAAGGCGUUACGCGUUCGCCGAUUAGCGGUGAUUCGAAGACACCAACAUAAGAUGAAUUCGCUUUUGACGUGCUUGCCGCAUAAUGAUUUAGAGACGUAGACGUAUCGUAACGACGGGCGCCACAGACGGGCGGAGCUCCGUCACGUUUCUUGCCUUUCCAGAGGGGCAAGAAAAGGGUGAGAGAAAGACAGAGAAAAGGGAAAGGGAGAGAAAUUCUCUUGGGGCAGAGCGAAGGGUUCAAGAGACACACGACGUGGCAAGGACCGAUCGUCGGCGCAUCAUGCGACGUAACUCGUAAACGGAAACGGGGGAACGGGGGCUGGCCCGAAUACGGAAUUGCCUUGAGAGAAACGGGGAAACGGGGAAGCGACCCGGUAACCCAGCGGAACGAUGUACGCCGCGGCGGGCGGUGCGAGCAUCGCCAACCGGAGGAAGCAGAAGCGGUUGCAGCUCAAUAAACAGGCGCCAAUCAACGUCGUUCCGCCAAGACUGAAGGCCGGCGUAGCCCCCGGCGCGCGGCAUCAUCAGCAGCACCACCAGCACCAGCAUCAGCACCAGCACCAGCACCACCACCAGUACCAGUACCAUCAGCACCACCAUCACCACCAUCAUCAUCCGACCAAGCUCGCCGCCCGUCCGCACCAAGUCGCGUCCGCGCCGCAAGUCUCGCGAGCGCAGCAGCAACACCAGGCGCCGACGUCGACCUCGUCGUCGUCCGCCGCGUUUCAUCCGGGCAUCGAUGAUCGGCGCCGCCACACCGAUCACGAUCACCACCACCACAAGUCCCAGCAGGUCGCCCCGGUCUCGCCGAUCCAGUUCCCGAUCUCGCCGCCCCCGCUUUCCCUCGAAUCCUCGGCGUCCGCCACCACCUUUCCGGCCAACAAGUCCAGCAACUUUCCCUUCCCGCCGCCCUCGAUCCUCGACCUCCGAGUCUCGCCUCCUACUUCGGAGCUACAGUAUAGCGUGAAACAUGCCUCCUACGAUUAUCAUCGACGAGAACGAGCGACGAUCGAUGGCGGGUAGCGCGCUGUUAGAUCGUUACGAUAUCGAUCGCGAUCAAUGAUGGAACUUUGAGGUGGACUCGAGAGACUGGUUUCUUCGCUCAUCGUGUUGGGGGAAAGGAUAAGAAA